Messenger RNA from Lethenteron reissneri (Far Eastern brook lamprey), 3344 nucleotides. RefSeq lists its product as uncharacterized. The record is from RefSeq and is a predicted model, not a curated record. Lineage: Eukaryota; Metazoa; Chordata; Hyperoartia; Petromyzontiformes; Petromyzontidae.
GAGAGUCACCCCCAGUCGCCUUGUUGCUGCUGCUGCUAUGGCCGCGUGUUCAGUGCGACCCCACGCCCCAGCUCCUCCCCACCAGCAUCACCACAGCUGAGAGGAGACGGAGGCACCAUGAAGUGGCUCCUGGUCGCAGCGUUCAUCUCCCUCCCGCCUGUGACGUCUGCUGUGAAGCUCCAACUCUCCCUACCAGAGAGCCUGGAUGUGACGGAGGGACAGAGCGUGACUCUUGCCUGCUCAUUCUCCCCACCGUCGACCGAUUUGAGUGACCUCUUCAUCUCGUGGGUCAUGAUACCGACAGGCUACCCAAUCUACGACUCACAUCUUGGGAAUCUCUGGCUUGAAAUAGCUGAGUUUGCGGGAAACGAGGAGAAGGGCGACUGCUCGAUUAGGCUCUUGAACAUCUCCAGGAACCUCGGCCCCGUGCUUAAGUGCCACGUCUACUGUUACCACUGUGGGACGGAUGACUGGAAGGUGGAACGAGAGGUGAAGCUGAACGUGACGGCUGCAGCUCCACGUUCACAAGGCGGCACAAGUGGCACGACUGUCGCUCCUGAAGGGGAGACCUCCGCCACACCAGUGGUCGAAUGGUGGUGUAGGGUGCUGCAGACGAUGUUGGCGAUGGGUGUGACCCUGGGACUUGGGGCUGUCAUCGUCACCUGCAUUCCGCUUCCUCAGCAGUCUGGGAGCUCCCCCCACUCACGCAGUGGUGAUGGGCAAGCAGACGUGCACGGUGAUGUGGAGGUGAAUGGGCAUCUACUGAUGAUGGUGAAUGGACACAAGGGGAAAACGGAGACAAAGGCAUGAACGCCGUGUGAAGAAAUCUUCUGUGGGUCCCCCCCCCGUGACCACCCUGGCCGGCACGUGGAGCCGCUCUUACCCACAGUCCCAUGCAGGAGUGCAGUGCUGACCGCCUGUGGUUCAUGAGCUGAUUGUUGACAGACCAUGCUUUUGUCAUCUCUCUCCCUCUCUGUGACUCUCAACACUCCUCUUUGGCCACUUCAAAUCCCUCACCGCGAAAUUUCACACGAUUCAGAAUCCUACUGCUGCCUCACCUCACGGCUUCUGUAAAUGAAACCUCAUCAUCCCAAUCCUCAGAUUUCCCCACUGGCUCCCAAUCCGGUCCCCUAUCGACUGAGACAUCGCACUCUGCACCUACACUCUACCUCUCCUCUCUCUUCAGGGGAUCCCCCAAAUAUGUCUGUUAGGGACCGAAAAGUUGCGACUUAUAACGAAACGACGUAUAGUGGGGACUUCCCCCCAUAGGAAUACUACUCCGUGUGAAUGGAGGUGUGAUAGGGACCGAAAGGGCAUAAACAUUGCCUAUGCAAUACAAAGCGAAGCAGUUUCUCCCAUAAGAAACAAUGGAAUAAGGUAGGGAUAGGGACCGUGCCUUAGGGAAAUGUGUUUAAUACCUAUCAACCAAAAUACGUACUUUACACGUACAAAAACUAAGUACUGUACAUAUACAGUACCUUACAAGACAAACUGUACACAUAACCAAUUCUGAGUUCAAGAACCGUGAAACAGUAUUUUAACUUGUUAAACACUUUCUUGAAAAUCAGCUUUAUAAGCAUUUCGAUGCAACCCUCUGCACUUUAAACGUUUUCCUUUUCUUAAUAGAAAAAUAAUUCGUGGCAUUUUAAAGAAAAGAUUCCAGUAGAAAACCAUUUUUAAUGGGAAAAAAAGCACUAUCUUAAACAGCAUUAUAAAAAAGAUGUUACCUUAACCUGUGUUUAUGAUCUUACCUUGAGGAGUGGAUGAGUAGCUACGCACGCCAGAGAACACCAUGGCACUUAAAGUGGUGGCGUAUGCGCGAGUUGUACAGUACUUCUAUACCCCCCCACCCCGAACCAAAUUGAAAUCGAUUAUUCAAAAUCGAUAAUCGUCACCAGUGUUGGUCGUGAACGGGACUUGAAGUCGGGUCGCUGGGCUCGUAGCGGAGCGCUAACCACUGCAUGCUAACCGCUGCACACCCACGCACAAUGUUUCCCACUUGGCUCGGCUGAACUGGUUUAACGAUGUGUGUUUACGAGUGCGUGGAAAUAUUGCAGUGCAUUCCUCAAAGUCGGCGACGUGAGUGCAAAACAAGGCAGGGUGUGUGUAUAUCGAGACGAUGAACAGCAGGGACCCCCUGCACUCCCCACCACGUGUUCUCCACUCUAGCAACCAAGGCCUUCUGUCAAAACCCUCAGUCAACCCCUCAAUGUCUGCUCGCUUAUUCUCACCCAAUCAUUCAACGAGGCUCCAUGAGUCGGAAGACACUCUUUUGUACACGUGGGAGGUAACUGGAGCAACCUUCAAAAAUUCACGCAGAUGGGAGUCAGUCCCACUUGCCCCACUGCCUUUUCCUGGUCACUUCGUAGCCCAGUUCAGGGGAAUCUCACAAAUCUGUGAUUCGUGAAUCCUCGACUCCAUAGCGCCCGCCGCUCUCACCACAGAUUCCCCCUGCUCACGUCCAGACUCCAGAAGUUCCCUCCUUUCUGUCUGUGUCCCUCCCCUGUGUCUCUCCCCUGUGUCUCUCCUCACCUGGGCUACACCACCGCUGUAUUCCUUCUCCCCUGAGCUCCAUGCAGAUUUUCUACAGCCCCUUCCUGCUCUACUGAAUGUGUCAGCAUUCUGUCUGUGUGUGAACCUGAGUGGAUGUGCGAGGUGUGUGUGUACAAGUGUGAGCGAGAGGAAGGGGGUGGCAGUGGAGUGGUUGUGGUGCAGUCUGACUUGUGUGUGGUUUGAAGGGACCAGAAUCAGUGCAUGCGUCGUAAACGCAAUGCACGAGUCUGACUCAAAGGGUUCCUGCACUGGGAAUGGUUGACACAUUUUGUCACGAAUUAUUCUUGUACAUGCCUUAAACUUUCCACGAAGUAAUAUAUGUGCAUUGUAUUUUUACUACUGGUAAACGAUCUCGCUGACCCAUGCUGUGUUUACGACAGUUGGGAAGUAUGGGUAGAAAGGAGUGGUUCCUGACCUCUGGAUCGCAGUCCAUGGCAACCCACAAGGCCAUGGGAAUUGCUCUGUCGAACGGUUUAAGACACCACUGCAAGUUCCUCCUCACGUGUAGAGGCUUGACAGUGAACGUGGGUCUAGAAGGGGUGGGAACCACUAGUCUAGAUGAUCCAUAUUUUCAGUGACCGUAAGCCAUUGGUUUAGACAUCUCAUGUAUGAAAUAUUUAGUGUUGUGAAAUAUGCCUUUAAGGUCCAUAUUUUGUAUUUAUGGAUGUAAAUAUUGUUUUAUGAAAUCUGUAUAUUGCAAACAUUGGCUUAUUUUUAAAAGCAUUGGUGUGGGAAAAACAAUUAUUUAUAUAUUUACUAUGAGAAAAAAUUGGUGUAAAAGACUUGUACCU